AACUGCGUCGCAACACGGUGAUAUUUCCGAAGCGCGCUUGGAUAAAUUUUGCAAAAAGCGGUGCAUAGCCCGAAUACUUUUUUUCUGUGCCGCUCCCAAUGGGCGACUCCGACGAUCUCGUCCGCCUUCACAUCACGCCGUUUGACGCCGAGUUGGUCAAGGUUGUGAUUCCCGCCUCAGUGCUCCCGGUCGCUCGUAAUAUCUCCUACCAUACGAUUGAAACAUUUCCGGAAAAUCGAUACGGAUUUGUCGAACUUCCCGAGGCGGAUGCGGAUAAACUGAAGAAGAAGCUGAACGGAGCGACUCUGAAGGGGUGCAAGAUGCGGAUUGAAAAGGCUCGCCCUGAGGCGCGGAUAGAGCCGACCGGGGAAGAGGAGGAAGUUCCUGAAAAGAAGAAGAAAUCAUCUAAAGAAGGCAAAGAUAAGUCCAAGAAACGAAAGCGAGAGGUGGAUGUUUUGGAGGGCGUGGCGCUGCAUGAUCGCCAGAUAAAGCGAGGAUGGACCGAGACACCGUCAACGAAUAAGAAGAAGGCGAGAAAGGACAAGGACAGCAAGGAUAAAGAGAAAAGCAAAGAGAAAGAGAAGAGAAAGCGACCAAAGUCCAAAUACACAGAAGGAGAAGAGUGCCUGUUGAAGACAAAGCUGCCGCCAAACACUCUGAAGAACCUGGCUCCCGGAGAAUUGGAGCACAAGAAGAGAAGCAAAAAGAAGGGCGGCGCACGAGAGGUUGUCAUCCAUGAGUUUGAGAAGACUACAAAAUUCCCCACUUUCCUCAAAGCUUCUGUUACAACGGACCGGAAAAAGGCGGCCGAGUAUGUGGAAGGAAAGGGAUGGGUUGACGAAGAGGGCAACAUUGUGGAGGAGGUAAAGGAGAAGGAGAAACCAAAGGCACCACAGCGGUCGAAGAAAGCCCCCAAACCGAAGCCAGAGCCUGAAGAAUCGGAAGACGAUAGCACCAGCAGCAGUGGUACUUCAUCGGAAGGCACAUCGUCAGAAGAUGAGUCUGAAGAUGAGUCUGAAAAGGAGGUUAAAGCCGAGGCAAAAGUGAAAGCUAAAGGAACCCCCAAAGCCGCUCCCCCUGCUGCAAGCAAGGUUGACGACGAGGAGAAGGACGACGACAGUGAUACGUCAAGCGACGACUCAAGCGAGAGCGAGGAUUCAGAUGGAGAGGAAGAACAGCCCUCGAAAGCUGCAGAGAAGGCUACGCCCAAAUCUACAUCCAAAGCCAGCGGAUCUAAAUCCACCCCGGGAAGCAUCAAGCCCCUGGCGAUCAAGAUUCCACCUCCCGAGAUACCGUCAAAUGUCGAAGUACACCCUCUAGAGGCUCUGUAUAAGCGGCCCAAACCCGACGGUGAUGCACCCACGUCCGCCCCCAAAGACGAACCCUUCAGCUUCUUCGGAGGCGGCGGCGACGACGAGGACGAGGAGGUGGAAGGGCAGUCCUCCCAAGCCGCUCCAGCCACCGUGCCCAUGACACCUUUUACCCGCCAAGAAUUUGAUUGGCGCAACACGCGAAGUGCCGCCCCAACUCCAGAUACAGCUCAUCCAUCACGCAUGCGCUUCUGGGGUGCUUCUCCCGAAAAGGACGUGGAAAUGGGAGACGUCGAUGCAGCCGACGAACAAGAGGAAGAAGAAGAAGAGGGAGAGGAGGAAGUCUACGGAGAAGGUGAAGACGAUGAAAAUCCUGCACAGGGGAAGCUUUCCGCCACAACCGAUUUCCAGAAGUGGUUCUGGGAGAAUAGGAGGGAUUUGAACAAGUCGUGGAUGACUCGUAGGAAGACGGCGGCGAAGGAGAAGAGACAUCGGGAGAACAAAGCGAGGGCGUCAAAGGCAGUGUAAAAGCGCAUUUUUUUCUUCUUCAUCCUACUGGCAUGAUACGGAGUAUGAUCAUUUUCAUUGAUAGCUUUCUGUGAAGAAUAUCUCUUGUAUAAUCCUAUCUGAUGUAGUGUCAAGGUAUAUUUGAUG
Molecule: messenger RNA, 1964 nt
Organism: Trichoderma atroviride IMI 206040
Lineage: Eukaryota; Fungi; Ascomycota; Sordariomycetes; Hypocreales; Hypocreaceae
Source: RefSeq, a predicted model, not a curated record